AUGACAUUGAAUAAUGCAUUCAUACUGCUCCUUGUCAUUUUUCACAAUGCGAACAUCAUCGUGGCACAGGAAAAUUCAGCAGUGGACAAACGCUUACUCUUAGAUGACCCCCAGACAGUUACAAGCCAAAUGCUUUCUCUUCAGAGGGAAAUCCAGACCUUACAGACCAAGAUAGCAGAAAUUGAUGUCCACCAAUCCCAAAUCCAGCUUUUGAAUGCACAAAUUGCACAACUUCAACAAGAAAAUGCUGCCCUGAAGCAACAGAUCUCCCACGGAAGUUCCAACCAUGAUGUCCAAAUUCUCACCACCAAGGUUGCUACAUUAAAUCAGGAACUACCACUCUUGAAAAUGAAAGUGGAUGCAGUGGUGAUUGAAAAUCAAAAGUUAUUGCAACACUCAGGUACAACCUUCUUUCCUAUUUGGGGUCGCAAAUCAUGCCCAGUUAUAAAUGGCACAGAACUUGUAUACACAGGCAUAACAGCUGGAAAACAUGCUAUCAAUACUGGUUCUGGAACCAACACACUGUGUUUACCCCAUGAUCCUGACUCGCUGCCAUCUGAUUUUCCCACCACAACAUACUCAAGUCAUAACGCAGACAUAUUUGGUGCUGAAUAUCAGUUCACAUAUAAAAAUGUUGCUGUUGAUGAUGAUGUCCCCUGUGCAAUUUGCAAAGUAAGGCCUGCUACAGCAACCAUGAUGGUUCCUGCCAAACUCUCCUGUCCCCAAGAAUGGACACUUCAAUACCACGGAUAUUUGAGUGCUGCAUAUCAAGGUGAGCAGGCAACAGACUAUAUCUGUGUUGACAGUGAUCCUGAGUUUUUUGAGGGUUUGAGACAAGUCAACUCAGAUGGACAUCUGCUCUAUCCAGUGAGGUCAUGGUGUGGAGCCCUGCCUUGCCCAAAUUACAAAAGUGGCCAAUAUCUUUCUUGUGCUAUUUGCACUUUGUAAUGGUAAAAAUGUAAUGCUGCUUUAUGUAAUACAUAUCAAUUAAAAAAUAGCUGCACUUGUAACAUGAAGUUAGUGUUGUA
Molecule: messenger RNA, 1028 nt
Organism: Magallana angulata
Lineage: Eukaryota; Metazoa; Mollusca; Bivalvia; Ostreida; Ostreidae
Product: short-chain collagen C4-like
Exons: 3
Coding region: 1-948 (315 amino acids)
Source: RefSeq, a predicted model, not a curated record